CAGAAGAAGAGACAAAACUACAGGAAGAAGAUUUAUCAGUGACAUCAUCGACUGUUGAAAUGGGAAAUAAAACAUGUGUGUCCACCCUGUAUACACACACACACACACACACACACAUAUAUACACAUACACACAGUCCUGCUGCUGCUGAACAUGACUGUUAUUUGUUGAACAGGUUUCAGGUUUCACAGUUUCAGCCUGGUGGUGGAUCAGCUGGGUGUGUCAGGAUGGGGGUGGAGGUGUUGGACAGGUAGAGUUACCUGCAGCCCCUCCCCCCCCCACACACUCCGUCAGUGACUCAGCCGUGUGCAACAAGUUCACAUCACAUCACCUCACAUCCAGCUGAACUACUGCCUGAAGGUGACAUCAUGGUGUUCCAUCCAGAGUUUGAGGGUGCGGGUAAGAGGGCGGGGCUUCAGGUGUGGCGAGUGGAGAAGAUGGAGCUGGUUCCGGUUCCUCAGAGUCUGCGAGGAGGGUUCUACUCUGGAGACGCGUACCUGGUUCUCCACAGCACCGAGAACCGCCGAGGAGACAUGCAGUACGACCUGCACUACUGGCUAGGUUCAGAGUGCUCUCAGGAUGAGAGCGGGGCGGCGACCAUAUUUACGGUGCAGAUGGACGAUUUCCUUCAUGGUGCACCGGUCCAGUACCGCGAAGUCCAGGGACACGAGUCCAGUACCUUCACCGGAUACUUCAAAACCGGACUGAAGUACAUGAAAGGGGGCGUGGCCUCAGGGUUCCAACACGUGGUGACCAAUGACGUCGAGGUCCAGAGGUUGCUGCACGUCAAAGGUCGACGCGUCGUCAGGGCAACGGAGGUUCCUGUCAGCUGGGACAGUUUCAACCAUGGAGACAGUUUCAUACUGGACCUGGGAGAGGAAAUCAUCCAGUGGUCUGGUAACCAUAGCAACCGCUUUGAGAAGCUGAAGGCCACUCUGGUGUCUAAGGGUAUCCGUGACGACGAGCGGUGUGGGCGGGCCGAGCUGCAGUUCUGUGAGGAGGGGGAGGAGCCAGAGAGGAUGCUGCAGGUUCUCGGGGAGAAGCCGGAGCUGCCUGACACUCACAGUGACGACGCCAAGAUGGACGCCUCCAACAGGAAGCUGGCGAAGCUCUACCAGGUGUCCAACGCAGAUGGUGACAUAGAGGUUACCAUGGUAGCAGAGCACAACCCGUUCUCCCAGGAUGCUUUGCAGUCCAGCGAGUGUUUCAUCCUCGACAACGGAGCCAACGGACACAUCUUUGUCUGGAAAGGUAAGGAUGCGAACACUGAUGAGCGUCAUGCUGUUCUGAAGAGCGCAGAGCAGUUUAUCAACAAGAUGAACUACCCGACAUACACACAGGUAAACAGUCUGACGUACACACAGAUUCAGGUCCUCCCUGAGCACGGGGAGACUCCGCUCUUCCAACAGUUCUUUAAAGACUGGAGGGACCCUGAGGACACCGUCGGCAUGGGAACGGCUUAUGUAUCCAAUCAGAUCGCAAGGAUCGAGAAGGUUCCGUUUGACGUGUCUCAGCUCCACCAAUCAGAAGCCAUGGCAGCGCAGCACGGGAUGGUGGACCGCGGAGACGGAGACAAACAGAUCUGGCGUAUUGAAGGGUCAGAGAAGGUUCCGGUGGACUCGUCAGUAGUUGGUCAGUUCUAUGGAGGAGACAGUUACAUCAUCCUGUAUGAGUAUCACCACGGCAACCGACGGGGCUCCAUCAUCUACAUCUGGCAGGGCGCCGAGUCCAGCCAGGAUGAGGUUGGAGCGUCGGCCAUCUUGGCGGUCCAGUUGGGUGACGAACAGGGCGGGGGGGCUGUGCAGGUGCGUGUGGUUCAGGGCAAAGAGCCCGCCCACCUCAUGAGCCUGUUUGACGGCCGACCAAUGGUGGUGCACAAGGGCGGGACUUCCAGAGAGGGCGGCCAAUCAGAGGUGGCAGAUACCCGCCUGUUCCAGGUUCGAUCCAAUCCAGCAGGAGACUCCAGAGCUGUAGAGGUGAAUCCGUCCUCCUCCAGUCUGAACUCCAGUGACGUCUUCCUGCUGGUCUCCGGCUCUACGUCCUGGAUGUGGCGGGGGGGCAGCAGCAGCUCAGCUGAGGUCCAGGGAGCUGAACAUCUGGCGGAGCUCCUGCAGGUGACCCCCACCCAGCUGAAGGAGGGGGGGGAGGAAGAUGCAUUGUGGGAUGCGUUGGGGGGGAAGGAGGACUACUGUCGGUCCCCCCGCCUGAACAACAUGGAGGCUCAUCCUCCUCGUCUCUUCGCCUGCUCCAACAAGACCGGGACAUUCCAGAUGGAGGAGAUUCCAGGUGAGCUGACGCAGGAUGACCUCGCUCCUGAUGAUGUCAUGAUCUUGGAUACCUGGGACCAGGUGUUUGUUUGGAUCGGUGACGAGGCUCACGAGGACGAGAAGACGGAGGCGUCGGCGUCAGCGGUCCAGUACCUGGAGAGCGACCCGGCUGACAGAGACCCCGGUACUCCGACCGUGAAGGUGAAACAGGGAUUCGAACCGCCGACCUUCACCGGCUGGUUCCUGGGCUGGAACCACGAAGCAGCGUGACAUCACUUCCUGUUUACACUUGACUGAGUCUCACUGCUCUGCUCUCAUCAAUAAAACCUGUCUACCUACACA
Molecule: messenger RNA, 2609 nt
Organism: Sebastes umbrosus (honeycomb rockfish)
Lineage: Eukaryota; Metazoa; Chordata; Actinopteri; Perciformes; Sebastidae
Product: gelsolin-like
Exons: 18
Coding region: 369-2537 (722 amino acids)
Biological process (GO): actin filament severing; actin polymerization or depolymerization; barbed-end actin filament capping
Cellular component (GO): cytoplasm; actin cytoskeleton
Molecular function (GO): actin filament binding; phosphatidylinositol-4,5-bisphosphate binding
Source: RefSeq, a predicted model, not a curated record